AGUAAGCAGCGACCUGUGCCUCAUUCUACCUGAUGCUUACCACUUCACCCGUAGUGCUACACAUCCUUGAAAAUACCCAGUGAGAGAUGACACACUGAGUACCACACACGGCUCAGACACCUCCCACAGUGCCAUUAAGCCCUGCUGACAGUAGGCAUCCUACACACCACUUACUGCCAGGGUCUUCUCUUCCUCGUCAGUGAAGCGUCACAAAAGUUUAUUGACUUAGUUAUUACCAGUGAAAAUUAUUGAGCUUUUUACUGUGUGUUGCUGUAAAACAUUCCCAUAUACUGAGACUGUCAGUACCUGUGUAAGAGAGAAUGGUGUCUCAGUUGUUCUCUGGCAUCACUCAAAGCCUACAAGGUGGCUCUUCGCCUCAGUUCUCCCCAACUCUCGUCCCAGCCGCCAUUUCCAGCAAGAACUUUUUUAUUGACUUCUCCUUGCAGGACCAACCAUUGGGAAGGAUUGUAAUCAAGGUGCUGGAGGGAACAGGACAGCUAGGGUCGGAGUUCGAAGCCUUGCUGACGGGGAGGAAUGGUUUCGGGUACAAGGGGUCACGGGUGUUUGCCUGUUGUCAGAACGAGUGGAUUCUCCUGGGCGACCUCUUGUAUGACGCCCCGCGGUCCCUCCCUCCCCAGCGACACUACUGGGACCCCUUAGAAAACGACGACGGCGACGAAGAUGAGAGAGAAGGAGCGCAUUUUGUUCGCGACAGAAAGAAAAGCUCCGAUAGCGAGGCUUGCCCCCGCAUCCUUCACAACGGGUACAUAGGAGUAGCCGAGGAACAGGACACGGGUUACAGGGACUUGCGGGGCGCCGUGGUAGCAGUGGCUGCUGACUUUGACCUGGGCACAAUGACCUGGAUUCUGGGUCCGCAGAUGAAGAUCUGCCUCAAUGACAGUCUUAUCAGGUCAGGUCGUGUGUUGGGUCAGGUCACUGAGGGCAUGCAGGUGGCUCAACAAAUCUCCCAAAUGAGUGAACACGGAAACUUCGAGCCAUCAGCCAGGAUCAACAUUAGAGACUGUGGCCUCUGCUAAUGUCUCCAACUGACACCCACCACCUACAUCCACUACACAUGCAGGAUUCAUCUCAUACACGUAGUCUCAAGGAAACGAAUGCUCUCUGCAAUUGGUCUGCUGUAAGUGGGUGGUGCUCAACAAGAAAACAGGGAAGGUGCUCAACAAGCCAACAGGGAAGGUACUCAACAAGCCAACAGGGAAGAUACUCAACAAGCUAACAGGGAAGGUACUCAACAAGCCAACAGGGAAGGCAUUCAACAAACCAACAGGGAAGGUACUCAACAAGCCAACAGGGAAGGUACUCAACAAACCAACAGGGAAGGUACUCAACAUGCUAACAGGGAAGGUACUCAACAAGCUAACAGGGAAGGUACUCAACAAGCCAACAGGGAGGGUACUCAACAAGCCAACAGGGAAGGUACUCAACAAACCAAGAGGGAAGGUACUCAACAAGCUAACAUGGAAGGUACUCAACAAGCCAACAGGGAAGGUACUCAACAAGCCAACAGGGAAGGUACUCAACAAACCAACAGGGAAGGUACUCAACAUGCUAACAGGGAAGGUACUCAACAAGCUAACAGGGAAGGUACUCAACAAGCCAACAGGGAGGGUACUCAACAAGCCAACAGGGAAGGUACUCAACAAACCAAGAGGGAAGGUAAUCAACAAGCCAACAGGGAAGGUACUCA
Molecule: messenger RNA, 1708 nt
Organism: Cherax quadricarinatus
Lineage: Eukaryota; Metazoa; Arthropoda; Malacostraca; Decapoda; Parastacidae
Biological process (GO): protein peptidyl-prolyl isomerization
Molecular function (GO): peptidyl-prolyl cis-trans isomerase activity
Source: RefSeq, a predicted model, not a curated record